Messenger RNA from Zophobas morio, 1412 nucleotides. RefSeq names its product probable ATP-dependent RNA helicase DDX49 (gene Dbp45A). Gene Ontology annotation, molecular function: ATP binding; nucleic acid binding; RNA helicase activity. Bases 24 to 1373 code for a protein of 449 amino acids. The record is from RefSeq and is a predicted model, not a curated record. The transcript is spliced from 4 exons. Lineage: Eukaryota; Metazoa; Arthropoda; Insecta; Coleoptera; Tenebrionidae.
GUGUAGAACAAGUGUAAUCAGUGAUGACAGACAAAGCGUUCGCCAAUUUAGCCCUCAAUCCAUGGAUAAUCCGCCAGUGUGCCUCAAUAGGUGUUAAAACCCCGACCCCCAUUCAAGCCAACUGCAUCCCCCCGAUUCUCAAAGGGCGCGAUUGCAUCGGCGCCGCCAAAACCGGGAGCGGCAAAACCCUAGCCUUCGCGUUGCCCAUAAUCCAGAAGCUAUGUGAAGACCCAUACGGUAUCUUCGCGCUGAUUUUGACCCCCACCCGCGAACUGGCGUACCAAAUCGCCGACCAGUUCGCGGUAAUCGGUAAAGUGAUGAAUCUGCGUCACUGUGUGAUAGUGGGUGGCAUGGAUAUGGUGACCCAGGGUCAGGAAUUGGCGAAGCGCCCCCAUGUGGUUGUUGCCACCCCUGGUCGCCUUUCGGACCAUUUAGAGAGUUGCAACACUUUUAAUUUUCACAAGUUGAGGUUUUUGGUGGUGGAUGAAGCCGAUAGGUUGUUAGGGGGGCACUUCGACGAGCAAAUUAAAACGAUUUUUCAAGCGCUGCCUAAGCAAAGACAGAAUCUUUUUUUUUCGGCGACGAUUACAGAUACUCUUGAGAAAUUGAAGAGUGUAACAGGGAAGGACGUGUUUUUUUAUGAAGCGCCGGCAGAGGUCGCCACUGUGGAGGAAUUGGAGCAAAAUUAUGUCUUAUGUCCAAAGGACGUAAAGGAUGCGUAUUUAGUGGAGACGAUUCGGAAUUAUCGCACUAAUAACGCAGACGGGAAUAUUUUGGUUUUUACAGACACGUGCAAGAAUUGUCAGAUUUUAUCAAUGACUUUAAAUGAAGUGGGGUUUGAAAAUGUGGCGCUUCAUGCGAUGAUAAAACAGCAACAGAGGUUAGCAGGAUUGGCCAGGUUUAAGUCAAAUACGGUGAAAAUUCUUUUGGCGACAGAUGUCGCUAGUCGAGGGCUUGAUAUCCCCACCGUUCAGCUCGUGAUUAAUCAUAACGUGCCUAAAGUCCCUAAAGAGUAUAUUCAUAGGGUUGGCAGAACCGCGCGCGCUGGACGCAAGGGGAAAGCCAUAACUUUAGUGACUCCGUAUGACGUUAAACUAUUACAAGCGAUAGAAGCACACAUCAAUACCAAACUCACCGAGUUUAAACUAGACGACAGCGAAGUUGGUAAAAUUUUCACGCAAGUUUCGGUCACCAAAGGGGAGGCUUACAUAAAAUUAGACGAACAAGACUUCUAUGAAAAGAAAAUGAUAAAUAAAAGGAAAAAGUGGAUUUUGGAAGGGUUGGAUCCAGAUGAAGAGGAAGAAAAGUAUCUGAAACGAGUAAAAAAAAGUAAAAGGAAAAAGGUUAAAGAAAUUACUGAGGAAACAAGCUGAUUUUGUACUUAUAUUUUUAUAAUAAACUUUUAAAUUGCA